Perca fluviatilis (European perch) is the source of this 3201-nucleotide messenger RNA. RefSeq names its product solute carrier family 27 member 1a (gene slc27a1a). Gene Ontology annotation, biological process: positive regulation of heat generation; adiponectin-activated signaling pathway; response to insulin. The transcript is spliced from 13 exons. The coding region runs from base 369 to 2318 and encodes 649 amino acids. Lineage: Eukaryota; Metazoa; Chordata; Actinopteri; Perciformes; Percidae. The record is from RefSeq and is a predicted model, not a curated record. Gene Ontology annotation, cellular component: plasma membrane; mitochondrial inner membrane. Gene Ontology annotation, molecular function: fatty acid transmembrane transporter activity; long-chain fatty acid-CoA ligase activity; long-chain fatty acid transmembrane transporter activity.
ACAGAAAAUAGCCUGAUUCGCUCUGCAUUUCAGUGCUCUCAUAGAGUUUUCGAUCACUCUUGCAUUUCGGGCCCAAAUAAUGAACUCUACCCCGUAGAUGUCAGCCUACAGGACUCGCUCACGUACGUUUGACAUAUUUCUAAAUAUCGUUUGAAUGCAAGUCGUUUACUAGCCCUAACGUUAUUUAACGUUAACAACAACCGCGCUAACGUAAACUGUAAAACUGUUUUAACACAAAAACUACUGGUUUCCUUUAAAAAACGAUAUAUUGAAUAUCUCCUCGACGCUGUCGACAUCCGGAGGAAGAUUUCAAUACUCGAUAGUUUCCGCAAAAGUUGUGCUGAGCGGCGGGGUUAUCGGGUGAAAGAAUGCACAAUGCGGUGAGUGUCUCAGCCUCUCUGGGGUCCAUGGGACUAUUGCGUCUCUUCGGGGUGUCCUGGUCCUGGAGUCUAGCAGCAGGCCUUGGAAUUUAUCUGGGCACGAGAAGCUGGAAAUACUUCUACAUUGCAGCACGCACCGCCAAGAGAGACAUCAUUGGCCUGUAUGUGCUGUUGAGAGUGAAGAUGGCUUUAUGGCGCUACAUGCGCAAUGGAAGUAACAUUCCUUCCAUAUUCGCCCAGACAGUAAAACGGCACCCAAAUAAACCAGCACUGAUCUAUGAGGCCACAGGGGAAACAUGGACGUUCAGCCAGCUGGACGAGUUGUCUAAUGCAGUGGCCCACUGGGCAAGAGGUCAGGGUUGGGUCUCAGGGGAUGUGGUGGCCCUCUUCAUGGAAAGCAGGCCGUUACAGGUGGCGCUUUGGCUGGGCUUGGCCAAAGUUGGGGUGGAAGCUGCACUCAUCAACUUCAACCUCCGCCAUGAUUCCCUCCUGCACUGUAUCGGGGUGUCAGGGUCACGGGCUAUUGUGUUCGGAGCUGAGCUUGCUGAUGCCAUGCUGGAGAUCAGUUCCUCCAUCAGCCAGUCCAUGGUACGGUUUAGUACAGGAGGAGACCUCAGUGCAGAACAUCAGGCCCGACUGGGUGCUCAACCUCUGGACCCAAUUUUAGCCUCUUCGCCUAGACAUCCCCCUUCACCUUGUGUUCCCCCCAAAGGCAUGAACGACCGUCUGUUUUAUAUUUACACAUCUGGCACCACAGGAAUGCCCAAGGCUGCCAUCGUGGUACACAGUCGUUACUACAGAAUUGCUGCUUUUGGGUAUUUUGCCUUUCGCAUGAGCCCCAUCGACAUCAUCUAUGACUGCCUGCCCCUCUAUCACUCAGCAGGUAAUAUCAUGGGAGUCGGUCAGUGUCUGAUCCAUGGCCUCACUGUGGUAGUGAAGAAGAAAUUCUCUGCCAGCCGCUUCUGGGAAGACUGCAUUAAGUACAACUGCACUGUGGUGCAGUAUAUCGGGGAAAUCUGCCGCUACCUGCUGUCUCAGCCAGUACGCCCUUCAGAAAAAGAGCACAAAGUUCGGCUGGCAGUGGGGAAUGGGUUACGCCCCAGUGUGUGGGAGGCCUUCACAGAGCGUUUUGGGGUGGCGCAGAUUGGCGAGUUCUAUGGAGCAACUGAGUGCAACUGCAGCAUUGCCAACAUGGAUGGCAAGGUGGGAGCCUGUGGAUUCAACAGUCGCAUUCUCCCCAACGUGUACCCAAUCCGUCUGGUGAUGGUGGACGAGGACAGCAUGGAGCUGGUUCGUGACAGCCGGGGGCUCUGUGUGCCUUGCCGCCCUGGAGAGCCAGGGCUUCUGGUGGGCCGUAUCAACCAACAGGACCCUUUACGGCGUUUCGAUGGCUACGCUAACCAGGAUGCUACAAGGAAGAAAAUAGCUAACAAUGUGUUCAAGAAAAAUGAUUCUGCGUAUUUAUCAGGUGACGUGCUGGUGAUGGAUGAAAUGGGCUACAUGUACUUCCGUGACCGCGGCGGAGACACGUUCCGCUGGCGAGGAGAAAAUGUCUCCACCACCGAGGUGGAGGGCGUACUCAGCAGUCUUCUGGGUCAGACUGAUGUGGCUGUGUAUGGCGUGGCAGUGCCAGGUGUGGAAGGUAAGGCAGGCAUGGCUGCCAUUGCAGACACUACAGGGAGUUUUGACUGCAAAGGUUUCUUGCAGAAAGUCCAGCACGCUCUUCCCUCUUAUGCUCGCCCCGUGUUUCUGCGAAUCUCCCCACAUGUGGACACCACAGGUACAUUUAAAAUCCAGAAAACCAGGCUGCAGAGUGAGGGAUAUGACCCACGUCUCACCACUGACCAGAUAUACUUUUUGAACACUAGAGCUGCGUCGUAUGAGGCUGUAGACGAGGAGCUAUACAAUGCCAUAGCGGAGGGAAGAAUGUCUCUAUGACAUGGAGGCCAUAGCAGGGCAGUCAUUGUGCCUCAGUUAAAGAGAUGCUGUAGAGAGAGGAUAACAUAUGCUGGUGUCGGGAUCAGUCAGUCUUGGUGCACCACAUGCCAGGAUUUUAACCUUUCAGGGAACAGUUGAGAGGACUACUUAAAUAGACAGAGUAUUGUUACAUAUGAUGUUUUAACACUGUAUGAGUAACGCACCAGGACAUAAUGUGAGGGCAUUUUUUUUUACCCUUUUAAUAACUUGUUUUUAAUUAUUAAAUGAACACCUCAAAAAGCCUUUGAGCAUCACCGCACACAGAGUGGGAAUCUCCCACAACCCAUUUGAAAUGGAAUACAUGUUACAAUAAUGUGGUCAGGAUCAAGUCAAAUUUUGUUACAGGGUAGAUUCCAAUUAAUGAAAUAUGCUGCAAGAAUAUAUUUUAGGUUUAAGCAAUACUUGAGUGUGAAGCUAUGAAGUUACUGGCGUGUGUUAUGAGCCUGAAAGAACACACUUCAACAUGAUUACUAAAAACACUAACCAUAGUUUUAUUUUUUUUAUUUUUUUUAAUGCAAUGGAAAACUAAUCUCACUUGUCAUAUUUGAGCCUCUGAACAACACUUGCACAGGUUUGCAAUUACACAAAAAGUUGGUAACUGUAUGUGCCUUAUAUGAAACAUCAGAUAGUGUUUCAAUUUGUAGUGCUUUUCUUGGAAAGGAGCUCAAAAUAUUGUGAAUAUCACAGUAGUGAUUUUGUGUCAUGCAAAGCUGAGUCACACAGGUGACUCAUUUUAUGUAACACAUCUUAUCAGUGUAAUAUAUGGGUAUUAAGGCUAUUUACAAUUUCCAAUCUUCCAGAGUACAGUUUCUGUUGUAACUCAAAUUAAAUAUUUUAAAAGCUA